AUGCCGUCUCAAGUAGCCGUGGACAUGCUGUGGCUUAAAGAGGAAGUCAUGUCCACCCUAAGGGAUGGCAUUACAAUGCUAAUUGGGCCGCCACCGGCGAGUGGCUCGCCCUCGGCCCCCUCCUCCGAUAGCCCCGUAUCACCCACGCCGUACCCCAUCCCCACGAGCCUCCUCCCUUUCCUGGAAGCUCAAGAACGGAGGGCCACCCCUCCCGCACCGCCCAAACGAGGGCUCACCCCUCCGCCCCGAAACGCAUCCAGUCGUCUCGCUGCCUCCAUCCCGGCUGUCAAGCAGUGGCUGUUUGACUUAGACUCCGCCCCCUCAGUCCCUCCUUUCUCUCCGCCCCCUCCUCCUGACUCCUCUCCCUCUGCCUCCCCCGUGCUCGACUCCUUCCUGGGAUACCUCAAAGAGAAGGGCCUAAGAGACAGUGAACAGAACGAACCACUGUCCCUAGCAGGCAGAGGGGGAUUCUUCUGCGCUGAACCCGAGCCGGCAGACACUCCCGCAGGUUUGUUGCCAUGGUACAGGCCAAGUGCUCAGCCAGUAUCCCUAGAACUAGAAACAGAACCCCUGUCUCUUCAGCAGCAAGUGGAAGAUCCCUAUGAUCAGUUGUUGUCUAUGAUCCUGGAUCAGCCCAUGUAUGACAAAGACGGGAGGGAGGUUCUCAGGCCGGCCGUGGAACGCCCGCACGUGGCACUGACCAACGAAUCACAGAGCAGGGUUAGCCUCGAGACGGAGUUUCAUAGGCCCGUGACUGCAAAGCCCAUGUCCAUCACGCAGGACAGCCAAUCAAAAAGGGUGAAUAGAAGGACGGCGGGCUCUCAGAGGCCGAUGACGUUGUACAUUGAGGAAGGGGACGAAGCUAUUGGAGGGGAAGAAGAGGAUGAUGAGGAGGAGGAGGAGGAGGAAGAAGAAGAAAGGAACAUUGAUGUAGACUGUGGUACUGUAACUGUCCACAGAGAGGGACUGAAAACCGAGGCUGAUGUCUAUCCUUCCCACUGUCACAGCACUUUGUGCAACCCGGCACAGUUAGAGCCCAUCACCCUCCUCCCUCCCCCCGUCUCUCCUCCCUCCUCACCAUCCCCUGCUUUUUACUCUGCCUCACAACCAGCUGAAGCCCUGGCUAUCUCUUCUUCCUCUCCUACACUGUCCCAUCUUUCUCCCCCUCCCCCAAUCCCCCUCUCCUCCUCGCCACAGAUUGUGCCACCCUGCUCUCCUCCCCCACUUCCCUCAUCUCUCCCGCUUACCUCUCCUCUCCUUCACCCUCCUCUCCACUUCUCACCUCUCCGCCUCCCACCACCUCACUCCUCCCUACCUCCCGCCCAUCCUCUACUCCUCCUCCCACCACCUCACUCCUCCCUACCUCCCGCCCAUCCUCUACUCCUCCUCCCACCACCUCACUCCUCCCUACCUCCCGCCCAUCCUCUACUCCUCCUCCCACCACCUCACUCCUCCCUACCUCCCGCCCAUCCUCUACUCCUCCUCCCACCACCUCACCCCUCCCUACCUCCCGCCCAUCCUCUACUCCUCCUCCCCCACCUCACCCCUCCCUACCUCCCGCCCAUCCUCUACUCCUCCUCCCCCACUUCUCCCACCCCUCUCGCUUCCUCCCUUUUGGCCUCCCCCAUCCCUGAUGCACAACAGGCGCUCCCUUCCUCCUCUUCUCCUCCUCUCUCUUCCUCUCCUUCUCCUUCCCCUCCACUCGUGCCCUUUCCAGAGCCCAGGUCCCCUAAGAUCAAGCCUCCUUUUAAGCACGACCUCCUCGCGGUCGACGGUAAACCCCCCCGUAGCCCCGUCGCGACCCGAAGGUCCUGUCUGUCGCCUGUUAGAGGUCGAAGGGUAGGGGCGUGACACUAGCAGCUGUGCAUUGUGGGGAAUGUAGUCUUUGUUCUCUAAUAAAUACCCUGUUGGCUACCCCUGGAUUUCAGUGCAUGAUAUUGUUGGACCACAUUGUAGUGCAUUUGUUUCUUCGUGGGGGAUUGAGCAAUGAGAUUGGGUGUGUUUUUGUUAAGGAGUGGAUACGGGGGUUUAUUUGAUUCUGUUCUCAUCUGAAAGGG
Molecule: messenger RNA, 2057 nt
Organism: Oncorhynchus nerka (sockeye salmon)
Lineage: Eukaryota; Metazoa; Chordata; Actinopteri; Salmoniformes; Salmonidae
Exons: 4
Coding region: 1-1851 (616 amino acids)
Source: RefSeq, a predicted model, not a curated record